AUGUUUUAAUAGUUCCAUGAGUAAAAAAAUUUGAUUGAUUAUUAUUUCAAUUUUAAAAGAGAUAUACAUUUUAGCUUAAGAUUUGAAAAAUUAUGUAUAGAUUUAUAACUCAAUCAAAAGAAAUCAAAUAGGAACAAAUAUCAAAAUGCUAUAAUUUUUUCAAUUAAAGCAAAAGUAUGUUUUGUCAAGUAAACUUAAUUAUACAGAAAACAGAUUCAUUUCUCACCUACUUCCAUUAGAAGAAGUGGUAAAGAAAGAAAAAGUAUACUUACAAUGAGUAAAAAUGUAGUAUGUUUUAUAACCAUGAAUAGACCUACUUUUAAGAAUUAUAUUGCUGAAAAAGUUUCUAAAAUUAUAGAUGUAUGGAUAAUUUUAAAAAGAAAAAUGUGUCUGAUAUUUCAUUAUAUAUGGAUUAUCAUCCUGAAAUUAUUGAAAAGUUAAUGA
Molecule: messenger RNA, 444 nt
Organism: Paramecium pentaurelia
Lineage: Eukaryota; Ciliophora; Oligohymenophorea; Peniculida; Parameciidae
Source: the annotation of a GenBank genome assembly